AGCAUUACCAUACGGGAAAGGAUAUAAGCAUAACUAUAUUUAACUUUUGCACGGAAAAACAGUGGUCCUUUUAACCCAAAUCUCUAGUGUCUUGGUUAACCUGCUGCCAGCCUGCUCCUUAACACAGCUCUUAAGCACUGGGUCAAACCAUUUGUAUUAUAGUUGAGUGGAAUAAUUAUUUCCAGUGUAGUGAUUCCCUCCAGUUUCAAAAAAAAAAAACAAACCCAAACCAAAAAACCCAAUGGAUCCGUGAGGGUAAAUACCCAGAAUGAAGGCAACGUAAGGUAUAAAUGCUUUAAAUCUGACUACAUUUUAAAAUUCCAACUGAACGUGAUGCUUGGAAAGUUUUCUGCUUUGCUGGGUAAUUACUUUUAAAGGGCCCACUGUUUAAGUGAGAUUGUUUAAAUCCAUAACAGGAAUUUUUUUAACUCUGCUGCUGUUUUGAUCUUUUUUUCUGAGCCAAGUUUUAAACAUUUGUUUGGGUAAUGAUUCAUUUGUGUUUGUAAAUGCAUUGUUUUCUCUCAGUUAAAAUGUAGUGGCCAUUUCAAGUUCUUCCUACGUGGUUCUAUGAACCCUAACCUCUGAGUGGCACAUUUAAAGUGCUAACAUUUCAUUAUGCCUGCAUGUGGCUAUACAACUUUACUUGUUUUCUUAUUUGUAGCUGGCUCUUUUAAAGUAGUAAAGUCUACUGCUACUACAGACUUUGUUCUGAGAGUUCACUGUGGCCUGACCUAGCAGCAUUUCAACCAGUAAAUUGUAAAAAGAAAAGUGGCAGUAGCAGUGAAUACAGUUUAACUAGUCACUGUUGCAUUAAGUAAUUAAGAAGUACCAGUACCAUUGCCAGCCAAUGCACCUAUGUCCCAGACCUUCCCAGCUGCUUGCUGACCUUCUGCUUCUGUUUUCUUUCCGUACUGAGCUGCUGUUCCCUUUUUUUUCCUGUUCUAUCUCCAGUUAUACCUUUUACUCUCAAGUUCUCAUAAUUGCCAGAUUAUCUUCUAUUUUAGUUUCCUUCUUUUCACUGUUGAACUUUUGUUACUGAUCUUUUGGCUCCAUUGACUUGAGAAAGAGCAGUGUUCACCAGGAAAUUCAAUUUUGUAUGAAUGGUGCGCUCCCACUUCUCCUGCUAGAUGUAUAAUCUGACACUCCCAAAGGUUUUAGAGGAAGCACCACAUGUUUCAUGGGCAUCUCUUGCCAGCCUUGUGCUAAACUAGAGAAGUUUCUUCUUUUCUGUUUUUCUUUCUACUGUCCUACUCCUAUUUGGUUUUGGCUUGUUUUUUUUUAAAUGUGGUUUAUUGGGAAAAAUGGACAGAGAAUUAUUGCUGGAGGCACCAAACUUAAAACCUUUUACUCAAGAAAUUCAGUUGGCUUUAAGAAACUAAGCUGUAUGAAAUGAAAAUAGUGAUCAAAAAUAUUUCCUGGUGUAAAGGUGGCACAGCAGAGUGAAGAAGCUGGACCAGAGAGUCUUGCAACAAAAUUUUGGAUGGACAAGAUAAAAUAGGAUAGAUCAGUGAAUAGCAAGGGGUGCCAUGAAACAUGAAUUUAUUAACAACUGCUGAGCUUGCUGGAAGUAAGGAAAGACUAGACAUUUUAAAUGGUAUUAUCUAUUAAUUAAAGCUGCUUUUGGACAGACACUCUGGUGUAAAGAAUAAUGCCAGAAGUUACACCUCAUCAAACCGAAAGACCCCGAGGUACUCAAAUGCUGUUUGCAGGUGUUAUCUGUCUAGGAAGGUUUCUGUGACCUAGCUAUGCUGAAGCCUAUGGGCAGUGUGAUACCUGAAUGCCUUCGGAAACAGGUACUAUCACAGAGAUCUCUGCCCUGUAGUGACUGAGGUGGAAAAUAGUGGGGGGCGGGGAAGAGCUCAGUGUAGAGAGCGUUUGGAUAACUGUUGCAGAAGUGAAUACAUUUAAUAUGGUAUGUGAGUUUAUUGCAGUGUAGGCAAGGGUUUGGAUUCUUGGAUAAGUUCCUGCUUAAGUGUUUUAGUACGUUUCAGGAUGAGCUAGCUAUACUUGUAAUCUGCCACUUCUCCUUUUGGCUCUGCAUGGUUACAGCACCUCAUUUCCUCUUUGUAUCACAUCUCGCAGGACCAGCUGAGUUUAGCUUCUGCUGGAGAAUCCUUUCCAGGAUCUGUGAUUGACUGCCAACAGUGACAGAGAGAAGCUUGUAUAAAACACAGUGUUUGUUGGACAGACACUGACAAAACCUUCUGUGUAGGCCUGGAUCAUGAGUAGGGUAGGAUGGGGACAGAACAAGACAGGUGUAGCUAGCUUCAAAGGGGACACUCCUUCACUCCUAUGAUGUUUGCUAGGCAUCUGUGAAGGAGUGAGCCAUAACAGCAGCUUUCUGAGGCUUUUCCUGUACUCAUCUUUUUCUGUCUAGGUAUUUUAUUCUUCAUACAUCUUUCUAGGUGAAUAUAUAUCUCAGUUAUCCUUCUUGAACCUGACAUUCAGCCUGCAUUUCUGCCUAUCUCUCUGGCUUUUACCACGACCAGCAUUUCUUCUUUUCCUGGUCCAGCGUGAAUGUUCUCUACAGGGAGGAGGAGUGAAGAUGCCUUCUAGCAAUGGAUUGCCUGUGUCAUUAAUAUGAGUGCUGUUUGAGGUACACACAUUGUUCUUGACUUUUGACUGGAUUUCUUCAACAGAGUUUCAACAAGGAAGCACAGAGCUAAAAAAAAAUAUAAACAGAUGCAAUUUUUAACUAAAACCACAACCCAUCCACACUUACAUGUAUGUUUCUACAUAAAUAACACAAUUAUCUCCCCUGUUUUUUCUAUAAAGGAUGAAGUAGGAAAAGUAGUUGGAAAAAGUAUUUGUGUAUGGUCUUGGCUAUUUAGGAUCACUACUCCGCUGUGACUAUUUGGAAAUGUAGCAGGGAAUGUUGUGUUCCCUGUAAGGGUGAAAGUGCUAAGUGCAGCCUGUAUGAUGAAUAAAUGAGCACUGACCAAAGGACAAUGUGGGUCUGUGUAAAGCAAUUUGGUGGUGGUGUGCUCCUGUGAGAGCACAUGGUAGGGCUUUAGAGUAUUCAAAGUAGCUAAUCGGGCACCGGGAAUGUGGAUAUUAAAGUCCAACUGUAGCAAGGCUAUUUCUUGAUCAGACAAGAAGGGAAUGGUAAACCACAGAAGCUAUAUGGCCUUUUGGCUUGUGUACUUGUAAUUUGCCCUUCUGAUUAUUUUGUUUGCUUUGGAAGGUGAAGUAUGGUGGGGCUGCUGAGAUCAUGUUUUGCACUUUGAACACUCAUAAAGCUGAUAUGGACAAGCUCUUAGGUGCACAAAUUGGCCUUGAAGAUUUCAUAUUUGCCCACAUAAAAGGACAACGAAAAGAAGUGGAAAUUCUUAAAACUGAUGAUGUGCUUGGGCUUACCAUUACAGACAAUGGAACUGGCUGUGCAUUUAUAAAGCGAAUCAAAGAAGGUAGCCUUAUGGACCAAACCAAAAUGAUCUGCGUGGGUGAUCACAUAGAGACUAUAAAUGGAAAAAAUGUGUCAGAUCGUAGGCAUUAUGAAGUUGCCAAAAUGCUAAAAGAUCUGGAGAAAGGUCAGAUGUUUAAGCUGGAGUUGAUAGAGCCUAUGAAAGCAUUUGAAAAACUGGAACCAAGGUCCAAAGGUGGAACUCUGCCAGAGGCUAAAAUCUCCAGAGGGAGAGAGACACUUCGGCUGAGAACCAAAGGCCCUGCUACUGUGGAGGAGAUGCCAACUGAAGUUGAAGAAAAAGCAAUUAAAAAAGUGGAUGAGCUUCUUGAAACAUACAUGGGGAUAAGAGAUAUUGAAUUAGCUGCAACAAUGGUGGAAGCUGGAAGAGACAAGAAAAACCCAGAUGAAUUUGCAGUGGCAUUGGAUGAAACUCUUGGGGACUUUGCAUUUCCAGAUGAGUUUGUCUUUGAUGUAUGGGGAGCAAUAGGUGAUGCUAAGCAAGGACGACUGGAAUGAGAACUGUGCAGUUUAUCAAUCCCUAUUUGAAAAUACAAAAUGAUUUUCAAAUACGUAUAUCAGAAUUUUAAUACUUUUAUUGAUAUGAAUCCAGGGCACUCUGUAUAAGUAUUCUUACUGCAGACUUUCUUUUGCAAAGGAAGGUUUCUAAUAGAAAUAUGAAGAAAAACCCAAAGUUCUGACAACUGCACAUUUAAAACAAACAUUUAAUUUACAUGUGGAAGUCACUGUGAGGAGUGUGUCAAGGAGAUGUAUUUAUACAGAUAUUUUAUGAAAAUUAGGUAUUUUUUAUUGUACAUACACUUUGAUAUCAAUAUUCUGAAGAGUGUUAGACAUAUGCAAUAAAGAGUUUGGAUUAUUUUAUCUCUUCUUUAGAAAGGUUUAUAAACUUGUUAAAAAACUACCUAGCUACAUGCUGCAGUUGCCUGGACUUCUGUUGUCCUUAUGUAUUCACAUACACAAAGAGCUGUGGAAAACCUAAAGCCUUAGGUUUUCUUACAGUUUGGCCUGAACGUAGUCUUUUCGGUAGACAGAGCUGGGAAGAAGGUACCAUGUUUCUGAAGAACCUGAGUUCAGGAAAAAAAGUACUCCUCUGAAACAUGAGAACUAAGAUCUUCAAAUGAAAAAGACUUGCUUUCAUUUGAGUCGUAAUACACACUGUGGGUAUUUCUGAGAUGAGUAAGUGUAGUAGAAAUGCUUAAACCACGAAGCUGCAGCUUUAUUCAGGUGCCAUAUUAUUGCAAUAGGAACUGCACAGGAAGAAACAAAUAUUAAUUUUGAUUACUGUUCAUAUAUUCAAAUAAUAUCUGUGACCCGGCACUGGAGAGUAUAGUUUAUGACUAAGUGCUUAAAUGAUUUUUGCAUAUGCUAAAUGAUCUGCUGAGAUCCUAUGGAGUUCCCCUUGUCUUUUUUUUUUUUUUUUCUCAACAUGGCAACAUAGGAGAGACAUUGAAGGUGUUCAAACCUGGAAGAUAUUAUUGUAAAGUCACAAACAAUUGCAGUUUGGAUGAAAAUGCAUGCCUAAACACUGAAAAAUACAUUAAACUAAUUUUAGAUGUUAGGAUUUCUAAUUAUAUUGUACAUAAACAUUUAUUUUAACUGAUAAUAUUUUACUAACAAAUCUCAGAUUAUUAAAAAUUAACCGUCUCUUUCACUACAUCUGCUAUGCCUGCAUUUAUCUUCCUGUUUGCUCUGUAUUUAAUGAAGAGUAAUGCAAUAAGUUUUGUUUUUACUCAUAACUAGACUCUUUAUCAGUUUUACUGUGCUUGGUUUUAAUCGAGACAGAUACUUGCUCAUUUGUUUAGAAAAAGCUACUUUCAAGUGAUUUUUAUAGCCAAAUAACACGUCAUAAGUGUCCUUGAAAAUGAAAUUGAACAAGAAUGUGGGGCCUGACCUGGGAAGGUGUCACAGCUUUUUAGUAUUUUUAUAUUUGCAUAUGCAUAUAAAAUAGUAGGUACUGCAAAAGUUGUUCCUAAAUCACUACCUAGUUACUUUUCUUCAGAUGAAAAUGUCUUUCACUGUCUUGCAGAGAUGUCUUUAAAAUAAUGACUAUGCCAAUAAGUUUACACAUUCUAUGUCAAUGAUUUUUUUUGUCUAAAACCAUGACGCUUUGAAGUAUCAUUGAGAGAACAGGUCCUCAUUCUCUUUACUAUGUUAUUUAGGAAGGCUCCUAAACUCCACUUCAGUCUUUUGCAUGUUACAAUAAGUGAAUAUUUUUCCUACUUAUGAAAUAUUGCAUGAAGUCUUAUAAAUACUGUUCAGUGGUCUUUCAAUGGGGAUAAUUUCCAAUUUUAUAAAUGCUGUUGUGAAUAUUUUGCUCUUAUAUCUCUGAUUUAAGGACAAGCUUUCACAUAAUAUAGGUAUUCCUUCUUAUGAAAUAAGUAGUACAGAGCGGUAUGGAGGUUAUACAUUUUAUUGUAUUUAAGAAGUUCAAAGGUGUCAAAAUUUCUCUUAAUUGUACUAGUGCCUCAUAUCACCAGUGUGGCAUGAAAUCUAUAUGUAUCUUCAAACAGGUGUGAUCAUUAUCAAUUUAUCUACAUAGAAAUAUAUAUAGAUACAAAAAUUUAGGUUAUUCUCAAGUUAUGAGAAGUAAAAAUAUAUAAUUUUACAAGAAAAUCUGAAUUUUAGUAAAACUUGAGAAUAAAAUGAAAGAAACUUUGUAAGGAGGUGGUUAAAUUUUAUACAUCCCAUUGCUCAACUGGGGCCAUGAGGAUGUAUUAUUUUGAGAAAGGAGUGUAAUUUUAGGACAGAGAGCACAAGGUGGAUAGUGUUUCUCUGUAUUUAAUAAUUGCAAGUCUGAGCCCGCAAUCUUCUGUUGCAGUUGAGCACACUGUCCGUCUUGCACAGGGCUACUUUAACUAAUGUACUCUUGGUAAUGAAGAGUUAAAGUAUUGUGGGCCAUAUAAUUUAUUCUUUAAAUUUCUUUUAGGUGAAAAGGAAAAAUGAAAUGUCAAGAAUUCCCUGUCGGGUUUACAUUGUUUUAUAUAAAACUUAAAUGUCAAGUUUUGUGGAAGUGUUUAUGUACACUAAUGUUAGUAAUCAACAAGCCACUGAUUAUAAAAUCAAUUGAAGUUAAGAAUUCCUUCUUAAACAGCAAAAAAAAAAAAAGUACAAUGGAAGAGUCCUAUUGUAAAAUAUUACAUGAAAUGUUACCUGUAGCAGAUGAUCCCUCAUGUGUUUUGUCUGUUCAUUUUAUUUUGAGAAAUUAAUGUUGUUCAAUCAAUUUAUCCUCAGAGGAUAAUUUGUCUCAUUACACUGAUAAAAUAGUGAGAUAAAAAUAAUCUCUGAAGCUAAUUCUGCAUAGAGCUGUCUCUUGUCAUAGUGGCCUAUCUUUGUGGAGUUUAUUUCAGAACUAAGAUUUAAAUAGUGUUUGCAAUUUUACUAGCAUUUACUGCAAUAAAGUAUGUUGAUAUAUCUUAAUAA
This is a messenger RNA of Harpia harpyja (harpy eagle), 6844 nucleotides long. RefSeq names its product GIPC PDZ domain containing family member 2 (gene GIPC2). The transcript has 6 exons. Gene Ontology annotation, molecular function: protein binding. NCBI's taxonomy places the organism in Eukaryota, Metazoa, Chordata, Aves, Accipitriformes, Accipitridae. The coding region runs from base 3212 to 3922 and encodes 236 amino acids. The record is from RefSeq and is a predicted model, not a curated record.